AUGAUCAUUAUUUCCAGGACUUUAUCAGAACUGGACAGUUUGCGUCUGACUGGAGAGGCUGGGGAUAAGAUCCGUCAGGUGACGGAGAGGGCCACACUGUUCCGCAUCACCUCUAAUGCCAUGAUUAAUGCGUGCCGUGACUUCCUCUCGCUGGCUCAGGCUCACAGCAAGCGAUGGCAGAAGGCCCUUCAAGCAGAGCGGGACCAGCGGGUAAGGCUGGAGGAGACUUUAGAGCAGCUGGCCAAGCAGCACAACAACCUGGAGCGAGCGUUCAGAGGGGCAGCACAGGCUAAUGCUACUGCAGACAAUAAAAGUUCUUCCGGGCCAGGAAAAGGUGAGGCCAGUGACGAGGACAAUGACAAUGAGUUCUUUGAUGCCAUGGAAGAGGCUCUUGAGUUUAUCACUGUACCUGCAGAUCCCCAUUUCCACAAAAGGUCAAGCAGUAAUAUCAGCGGUUUCAACAGUGAAAUGUGUCCAGAUGAUCAAUCGCUUAAUGAGGAGCCUCUCGUGAUGAACCAGGAAUCUCCCUCUCAGGAGUUGAUACCCCUGAAGAAGAGGAGGACACGCAUUCCAGACAAGCCAAACUACUCUCUCAACUACUCUAGCUAAUUUCUUGUACAAACAUUAUAAACUUUGAAGAAGUAGUUGGGAAAAGACUACAGAGCUGCAAAAUGGCAAAACACACAUUCCAGUGCUGAGAAAAUCUCACAUUAGUGCAGU
Molecule: messenger RNA, 720 nt
Organism: Perca flavescens (yellow perch)
Lineage: Eukaryota; Metazoa; Chordata; Actinopteri; Perciformes; Percidae
Product: oxysterol-binding protein 1-like
Exons: 5
Coding region: 1-609 (202 amino acids)
Source: RefSeq, a predicted model, not a curated record